CACAAGAGGCAGAACAGAUUCAAGAGGACUAAGGAGAAGACGGUGGACAAACAGAAGAACUGAAGUGUCAAGGCGACUCUAGAGCAGAAGCAGAUGGCUGCUGUGGUCGCUGGCCUGGCUCGGCUCCUACAGCCAGCCAUGGUGUUCCCUGGAAGUGAGCCUGGCUGCCGAGGCCUGGCCCCCUGGUAUCUCCUUUUGGGGCUACGGCUGGUGGCCCUUUUCAUCGCUGACGGGCCCUGGUCCUCUCCCAACCCCGACCUGGUUUGCAACUGGACUUCGGUGCAGGUGGACAGUCGGCCUUUCUGCAGCGCGCUCUGCUUCAACCGCCACUUUCCUGCCCCCAUCUCCUCUGCGUGGGGUUUUGCCUUUUUGACUGCCCUGCUCCCAGUGGGGCUAAUGGGGCUCAUAAGGACCGGAUCCAAGCACCAGAGAAAGGCAGCAAAGGGAGGAGACGAGGAGCUAACCGACAUCACUAGUGUGAGCCACGACAUGGCCGCCGGAUCCAGCAUGGCUCCCGGAACGAUUCCUUUGCCCAACAUGGUUCCGUCGGAACCCAAGAUGUCCGCCCGUUGCACCUGGCCCUUGGCUGCCUUCGUUUUCUGCGUGUUUCUCCUCCUGGCCAUGGAGCUGGGCUUCUUCUGGGUUGUGAUAUCUCUGCAGAUCCCGUCGGUGCUUCGCACAACCUUCUUAUGCCUUCCAGGAGCACACUCCUGCCCUGAGGCACUCGAAUGUGCCCUGGCAGGCCAAGCCGACAAGCACAUGGCACUGUGGGCAUUGGCUUUCACAGCUUUUGUCAACAUGGCGGCUUGCCUGGCCUACCUUCUCCUGACUCUAGGGAGGGCUUCCCGAUGCCACAGAGCAAAAUAACAGAGCCAAAGAAGAGAGCAGGGCCAGCCCAUCCAUGAGGCAAGGUGAGGUGACCGCCUCAGACAGCAGGAUCCACAGGGGCAGCAGUUCUUUAUUCCCUCAUGUUCCUGAGGUAGAUCUUCACUCAUUUUUCCCUGGUGGGGAUGGGAGCACCAUUUUGUGGUUUGCCUUGGGUGACAAAAUUUAUUGAGCUAGCCCUGGAGAAGAGAAUGCAAGAAAGUGGACUGUGAAGGAGACCGAUGACAUAUUCCGGAACUGCCCAUCCACAUGAAUUAUUAACAUGUCGGGGAACUUUUAUCAGCAUUUUAGUCUGAAUUUCUACCAGUAAACAUACAUUUGUAUGCAGUUUUGACUUAUGCACACGUUUUUUGCAAGGUCAUCAUGCAUAUUUGUAUGCCAUUUUCACUAGCAUGUUCAUUUUUGUAAUGCAUUUUGGUAACCGUUUGUUUACUACAUCCUAAAAUAUGGACAGUGCAAAUUUCACUUCUCAUGUUGUUAUGGAAAGCGUGCAUUUCAUAGGCUUGCCUUUAAAUCUGAAUAUGAUUUCCCCCCCAUCCUUAGUGGUGGACACCGACCAGGAGAGCUUUAAAAGGGAGGCUUAAGACAAAUGCAUGGGUGGGUGUGUAAAGCUAUCAGCAUCUUACAGCUACAAUGACUAUGCCCUCCUUCCAACCUCUGUGGCAGGGGAAUUCCUCUGAAUGCCAGUUGCUGCGAAUCGCAAGGGAGGAGAGUUGCUCUUGCACAGGGGUCAGAAAACUUUUUCAGCAGGGGGCCGGUCCACUGUCCCUCAGAUCUUGGGGGGGGGGGAACUAUAUUUUGAAAAAUAAUAACGAAUGAAUUCCAAUGCCCCACAAAUAACCCAGAGGUGCAUUUUAAAUAAAAGGAGACAUUCUACUCAUGUAAAAACACACUGAUUCCCGGACCGUCCGCGGGCCGGAUUGAGAAGGUGAUUGGGCCAGAUUCUGCCCCCAGGCCUUAGUUUAUCUACCCAUGCUCUUGCACUCAGGCCCUGCUUCCAGGCUUCCAACAGACGUCUAGUAAGGAAUCGAUGCUGGUCUAGACGGUUCACUGGCCUGAGCCAGCAGGCUCUUCCUGUUUUAUUAUCUCCCUGUUACCCUCCUAGUUGCAAUAAGUUUGCUUCUUUUCUGAAGUGGAUUUGUUGCAAACCCUUUCAUCUGUUUGCAGCCAAAUCACUAGCAUAGGUCUAGUACACAGAGAGCUCUUAACUUUCCUAGAGAGGACCCUCUGUGUGGCCUCUUCCCCUGCCUCCUCCAGGUGGGAAUUCUGUACCAAAGGAGAUAAUCCUUUAUAUUUCCUUCUGCCUCCAAGGUGGCCUCUCCGCCGUCAUGCUUCCAAGCUGAUCAGAUGUAUGCCUGGGGUUUCCCGCAGACACACGCGGCCCAUUUUGAAGCCAACUGUUGUAUUUUGUACCUGAUCAUUUUUCUUAGCUGUAUCAUAUUUGCUGCUUGCAUUGACAUGUCAUUAAGCCAUUUUAGUUUAUCUUUCGAAAACGUGCGGUUUGUUGUCUGCAACCGGGAUGAAGAAGGGGAGGUCAGCUGACCACAA
Molecule: messenger RNA, 2433 nt
Organism: Zootoca vivipara (common lizard)
Lineage: Eukaryota; Metazoa; Chordata; Lepidosauria; Squamata; Lacertidae
Source: RefSeq, a predicted model, not a curated record